AUGCGUUUUUCAAAAACCUUUCUUGCCGCUGGCUUUACGGCAUCAGUAUUUGCUGCCCCCAUUCCCGACGAAGAUAAUGGAGAAUGUUACUGGGAGCCUGAGGAAACCUCCAGCGCGCUAGCAGUCGUUGCCAGUUCAACUUCUGCUAGUCUCGUAGCCAGUUCAGUAUCCACAUCUGCCGCUGCCAGUUUAGCUGCCACAAAGGCCGUAACAUCAGCCAGCGUUGCCAGUUCAGUAUCCACAUCUGUCGCUGCCAGUUUAGCUGCCACAAAGGCCGUAACAUCAGCCAGCGUUGCCACAUCCAGUCCUUCAUCUACUGCGGCCACCGCAGCUGUUACUACCUCUGCUGUUGCAAGCUCUUCUUCCAGUGCCUCUAGUGCAUCAAGUACAGGAGCUCUCGAAUGGCUAGGUGUUAAUGAGUCUGGAGCAGAGUUCGGAACAGGCAACAUUCCCGGGGUAUUGGGAACUGACUACACAUGGCCUCUGACCGCCUCUAUUCAGACCCUUAUGGAUAAGGGAAUGAACAUCUUCCGAAUCCCCUUCCUCAUGGAGCGUCUUGCACAAGGCACAAUCACCGCUUCCCUUGACGCAACAUAUCUCGCCGACCUAAAGACCAUCGUGUCUUUUAUCACUGCUGCAGGAGGCCACGCUGUUAUCGAUCCCCACAACUAUGGUCGUUACUCAGGAAGUAUCAUCACUUCUACAUCUGACUUCCAGACUUUCUGGCAAAAUGUGGCAACCGAGUUCGCGUCGGACAGCAAUGUUGUGUUUGACUGCAACAACGAGUUCCAUGACAUGCCAUCCAACACUCUCGUUGCGGAACUCAACCAAGCUUGCAUUGACGGUGUCCGAGCAGCCGGUGCCACCACGCAAUACGUGUUUGUUGAAGGAACUUCCUAUACCGGAGCCUGGACAUGGGUCAGUUCCGGAAACGCGGACGCCAUGGUCGGUCUUACCGAUCCAUCUGACAAGAUCGUCUACGAAAUGCACCAAUACCUUGACUCGGACGGAUCUGGCACCUCAGACACUUGUGUCUCGUCUACCAUCGGCUCUGAGCGCAUCGCUGCCGCCACGGCAUGGCUCAAGGCAAACAACAAGAAGGGUAUCCUCGGUGAGUUUGCUGGAGGAGCAAACUCGGUUUGUGAGACUGCCGUUACCGGAUUGGUGGACGCAUUGACUGCUGCCUCUGACGUGUGGAUGGGUGCUAUGUGGUGGGGUGGUGGACCAUGGUGGGCCGAGUACAUCUUCAGCAUGGAGCCCCCAUCUGGCACGGGAUACACGGCUUACAUUGAUACGCUUGCCAAGUAUAUUUGA
Lachnellula hyalina is the source of this 1314-nucleotide messenger RNA. RefSeq names its product putative endo-beta-1,4-glucanase B. Bases 1 to 1314 code for a protein of 437 amino acids. Lineage: Eukaryota; Fungi; Ascomycota; Leotiomycetes; Helotiales; Lachnaceae. Gene Ontology annotation, molecular function: hydrolase activity, hydrolyzing O-glycosyl compounds. Gene Ontology annotation, biological process: glucan catabolic process. The record is from RefSeq and is a predicted model, not a curated record. The transcript is spliced from 3 exons.